ACUUCGUAAAAGGUUUUUUCUUUUACUCACAUCCUCGUUGCAUCAUGGCGACGCCAGGGAAAAAAGCUCCGACUCAAAGUCCAGAACCUGAAAAUGGUCUUUCUGUCGCGUAUCUUGUUGCUUACAAUGUGUUGCAGAUGAUAGGAUGGACACUCUUAAUGUUUAAAUUAGUCUAUCACAUGGCCUUCGAACAAACUGUUGCUGGAUUGUAUGACGAAGUCGCAACUUUCCUGAAUAUUUUUCAAACGGCAGCAAUUUUAGAGAUUCUUCACUGUGCUCUGGGGUUGGUGCGGUCCAAUGUGGUGCUUACAGCCUUCCAGGUGUUCUCCAGAGUUUUUCUCACCUGGGCAAUUACCUACAGUGUUCCAUCGUCUCAAAGUUCAUAUGGGGUCCUCUUGUUUGUAACUGCUUGGACAAUCACGGAAAUCAUCCGAUAUUCAUUCUACUUUUUUACACUACUUGGAGGUGUCCCAUAUCUUAUUGUAUGGUGUCGGUACACCUUCUUCAUUGUCCUGUAUCCCAUAGGAGUAACAGGAGAACUUAUAACUGUCUAUAGCAGUCUAAAAGAAGUCCAUGACAAGAAACUGUAUUACCUUCAACUGCCAAAUGCAGCCAACAUUGCAUUUAACUACUUCUAUUUCCUUGUCUUCUUUAUGAUCAUGUAUAUUCCAGUUUUCCCUCAACUCUACACUCAUAUGCUGGGACAGAGAAGGAAAGUGUUGGGAAAGAUUGAUAAACCCAAGACUCAGUGAACAUGGUGGGAAAUCCAGUGUUUUUAAAUAAAUGCUUUUAUAAAGUGAGGACUGAAUGCACCAUUGAAUAAAUGGAAAAGUAAACAACCUGAA
This is a messenger RNA of Magallana angulata, 845 nucleotides long. Its product is annotated as very-long-chain (3R)-3-hydroxyacyl-CoA dehydratase 2-like. Gene Ontology annotation, biological process: fatty acid elongation; very long-chain fatty acid biosynthetic process; sphingolipid biosynthetic process. The transcript has 7 exons. The record is from RefSeq and is a predicted model, not a curated record. Gene Ontology annotation, molecular function: 3-hydroxyacyl-CoA dehydratase activity. Gene Ontology annotation, cellular component: endoplasmic reticulum membrane. The coding region runs from base 45 to 752 and encodes 235 amino acids. Lineage: Eukaryota; Metazoa; Mollusca; Bivalvia; Ostreida; Ostreidae.